AUGUUUCCAGUCCUGUUUAAGCCGCCCGCCGCCGCCUACAGCUGCGCCUGCCCCGCCGGCGUCUCCGGCGCCUCCUGUCAGUUUGUUUCAGAUCCUUGUGCCAGCGACCCAUGUCACCAUGGUAACUGCAGCAAAAGUGGAGAUGGCUAUCUCUGUAUUUGUGAUGAAGGUUAUGAAGGAACAAACUGUGAACAUUCAUUUCACAGUCCUCCAGUCUCUGGAUGGACAGAGUCACUGGCACCAAGACAGAUCCGACCAGUUUCAUCAACUUUGGAACCUGACAUUAUUUUACCACAUUCAAGAGUGACUAUGACAUUACCUACAUGGCAGCCAAAAGCAGGACAGAAAGUUGUAGAUCUGAAAUGGGAUGAAAUGAAGAUAAUACCAGACGUGGCUUGUGGAAAUGCCAGUUCUAACAACUCUGCUGGAGGUCGGCUUAUCACCUUUGAAGUUCCCCAGAACACAUCAAUCAAAAUAAGGCAAGAUGCCACAGCUUCUCUUAUCUUGUUAUGGAAAGUUACAACAACUGGAUUUAAUCAGUGCUCACUUAUAGAAGGCAGAAGUGUUACUCUCCUGCAGGCACUGGGUGGACUCGUUCUUUCUGAGGAAAUACUCACGCUAGGAAACAACUACUUUAUUGGUUUUUUGAAUGAUUCAGUUAGUAAAUGCAUUGUGGCUUUACGCUUAACUGUCGUAGUAAAAGUGAGCACCUGCAUGUCAGCAGAAAGCCACUCAGAAGACAUUCAGUGUUCGGGGAAAGGAAAAUGUAUCACAAGACCAUCUGAGGCAACUUUUUUCUGUGACUGUGAAGAUCAAUACCUGGGUGCUUUCUGCGAAGAAUUUAAUGCAUGUCAAAGUGGGCCUUGCCAGAACAAUGGUACUUGCACUGAUAUAACACAAAAACAUGAUGGGAAAAAUUUCACCUGCACUUGUCCUACUGGUUAUACUGGAGAGCUAUGUCAGUCAGAGAUUGAUCACUGCAGCCCACAGCCAUGCAGAAAUGGGGGUACCUGCUUUUCUAAUACCAGUGGAUUCAACUGUCGGUGUCCAGAAGGAUUCUUAGGAUCAUCUUGUGAAGAAAAACUUGACCCUUGUGCAUCAUCUCCCUGCAAGAACAAUGGGACCUGCUAUGCUGAUAGGCUUACCUACUCCUGCAGUUGUAGUUCUGGAUUCACAGGACCUACCUGUGCUCAGCUGAUUGACUUCUGUGCUCUGAAUCCUUGCGCACAUGGCAUUUGUCGCAGUGUUGGAACCAGUUAUAAAUGCCUCUGUAUUCCUGGUUACCAUGGCCUCUACUGCGAAGAGGAGUAUAAUGAAUGCCUUUCUGCACCCUGCCAGAAUGGUGCCACUUGCAGAGAUCUUGUCAAUAGCUAUGAAUGUGUAUGUCUUGCUGAAUAUGAAGGAAGGCACUGUGAACUAUACAAAGAUCCCUGUGUUAAUAUUAGCUGUCAUAAUGGUGGCACAUGUAACAGUGAAGGUCUGAAUGCUACAUGCAUUUGUGCACCUGGAUUUACAGGUGAGGACUGUGAUAUUGACAUAAAUGACUGUGACAGCAACCCAUGUCAUCAUGCUGGAACUUGUAUAGACCAACCCAACGGUUAUAAUUGCCAUUGUCCACAUGGCUGGGUUGGAGCAAAUUGUGAAAUACAUCUACAGUGGAAGUCUGGGCACAUGGCAGAGAGUCUAACAAAUAUGCCUCGUCAUUCCCUUUAUAUCAUAAUUGGUGCCCUCUGCGUUGCAUUUGUUCUCAUGCUGAUCAUUCUGAUUGUGGGCAUAUGUCGUAUCAGCCGCAUUGAAUACCAAGGCUCUUCCAGGCCAGCCUACGAGGAGUUUUACAACUGCAGAAGCAUCGAUAGUGAAUUCAGUAGUGCAAUUGCAUCUAUCCGACAUGCCAGGUUUGGAAAGAAAUCCCGGCCUGCAAUGUAUGAUGCAACCCCCAUUGCUUAUGAAGAUUAUAGCCCGGAUGACAAACCUUUGGUUACACUGAUUAAAACAAAAGAUUUAUAAUCUACUGUAUCUUUUUUGGAUUAUUUUUCAAAAGGAUGGGCUACCAAAUUAAUUUAAAUAUUUUUAAGAAGAAAGCAUAAGAAAUUAAAAACAUUAGAUGUUACAGAAUUUUCUGUAGAAUAUUUAAGAACUAAUUUUCUGCAGCUUUUAGUUUGAGAAAAAUAUUUUAAAACUGAAUUCGUGAAGUUCAUGAAUUGCAUUUUAAUGUACUUUCAGCUCUAUAAACUGUAAGCUUAUAAUAGUGUGUGCUUUUUCAUGGUAGACACUAUUACUCAACCCAGAUGAGCUUCUGUGGUUGUAACAGAAUAGAAAAACAGUAACUGAUGAAGAGUUUCUUUUUGACAUUUCAGUGCCAGCUUUCUCAGUAGAGUUAGGAAAAAAAUGUGAAGCAUAAUAGGAUGCAUAAUAUAUCCAUUAAUUUAAAAAGUCUAAAAUGUUUGUGUUGUGAAAAAGAAACUAGUAAAAUUUAUUAUUACUAAUCUGAAUGAAUUAGCGUUUGCCUUAUUCCGUGCAUGGAUAGAUGAACUUACUUCUGCAUUAUUUUCCUGAAAGUUGCUGAAACAUAUUCUUGAGUUGAUGUUAGUCAUUUUUGUAAUAGUCUUCAAGGUAGGCCUUGUAAAAUAAUAUAUAAUUAAAAUGCCUCUGGAGGCAAACAGGAGGCCAGAUCCUCUACCCAUUGAAUUAUUGGCGGAAUUUACAGUGCCUUCAUUGUGUGCAGGAUUUGGCUCUAGGAUUGGACUGAAUCUAUAUUUUUCUUUAAAAGUCAAGGUUUUUUAUAUUGUGAGUAAAAUAAGCAUAUGGUUUGAGCUGUUUGUUUCUCAAAGGUUGUUAAUGUACAGUAUUGUUUCAUUAAAUAUUGUGUAUUUCUCAUAGUGAAUCUUAUUUAUAGACAGUAUGGUUUUUUCUGUGGCUGUAUUUGAUUGCGUAUGUAUUUCUUCAGAUUCUUGCUUAUUUCAGAAAAUAUUGAAUAAAUGUUAUCAAG
This is a messenger RNA of Gavialis gangeticus (Gharial), 2989 nucleotides long. It is a transcript of the gene DNER, whose product is annotated as delta/notch like EGF repeat containing. The coding region runs from base 1 to 2007 and encodes 668 amino acids. The transcript has 14 exons. The record is from RefSeq and is a predicted model, not a curated record. Gene Ontology annotation, molecular function: calcium ion binding. Gene Ontology annotation, biological process: heterophilic cell-cell adhesion; establishment or maintenance of epithelial cell apical/basal polarity. Lineage: Eukaryota; Metazoa; Chordata; Crocodylia; Gavialidae. Gene Ontology annotation, cellular component: plasma membrane; protein-containing complex.